GACUUUUGUUCCGCACCCGCGUCUUCUGUAAAUGGCGAGCGGGCGUUCUCCAGUGCUCGCCUCCAGGUCAAUCAUACCCAGCACAACAUUGCCCCUCACACAUUCAGGGCGAAGAUGGCUGUCGGCUCAUGGCGUAAAGAAGGUCUGCUUGACGAUUUGGACGAUGUCGCGUCCAUGCUU
This is a messenger RNA of Punctularia strigosozonata HHB-11173 SS5, 180 nucleotides long. RefSeq lists its product as uncharacterized. NCBI's taxonomy places the organism in Eukaryota, Fungi, Basidiomycota, Agaricomycetes, Corticiales, Punctulariaceae. The record is from RefSeq and is a predicted model, not a curated record. The annotation marks the transcript as partial. The transcript has 2 exons.